This is a messenger RNA of Penicillium verhagenii, 957 nucleotides long. RefSeq lists its product as uncharacterized. NCBI's taxonomy places the organism in Eukaryota, Fungi, Ascomycota, Eurotiomycetes, Eurotiales, Aspergillaceae. The coding region runs from base 1 to 957 and encodes 318 amino acids. The record is from RefSeq and is a predicted model, not a curated record. The transcript is spliced from 3 exons.
AUGUCUACAUGCAUCGAGCUGGGGCCUGACAAUGGCUACUUCGUCAAUGCGCCCAAUCGCUGGGCAUUCGGUAACCUUCCCGAGGGCGUGAUGGAGCUGAUCAGGCAGCGGCCACAAAUAAGAGAUGUUCGAACGAUGGCCCUCGGCCCAAACGGGUCUUACCUAGUGGUUUACAUCGACCACGAUGGCUCCGACAAACUCCGUCACAAUAAUCUACCAGCUGGCCUCAAGGGAUGGCUGAUCAAGGACGACAUCAGCGUGCGCGACCACGCUUCUCUCCAGUGCGCUCUUGGACCGAACGGUGCGUAUUUUGCCUUCGACGCCCAAAAUUCAACUCGAGGAAAUCUGCCGGUCGGAAUGGAGAAAUGUUGCAAAGACCGUAUUCUCCCGAACGGAAAUUGGCAGGUUGGAAAAUUCCCGGCUUCUGUUGCGUUCGGUCCUGACGGGCAAUUUGUUGUCACCACGACGGGUGGCGGCGGUUAUUGGAAUCUUUGUGGGACGAAGGCGAAGCUUAAUACCAUCUUGAAAGAGCUGAAAGGCUUCAAAGGAGUUGGCGUGGUUUUAUCCCAGUUUGACAGCGACCUCUGGGUCCUAGUCAAUGUCAACGGCGCGGGCCCUGUGGAUGGUCUAGUUGCAGAAGCGGCGCUCGCCGACAUCAAUAACUGGGAAGCUGAUCUUAAAGAGAUGUUGCGAAACAAACAAGUCCAACCUCGGCAGCCCCAACCUCAGCAGCCACGCGGUUCUCGGCAAAGCAAGACUCGCUCUAUCGUCAGCGGCAUAAACGUAGGUUUCAAGGUGCUGAAUGCUGUAUUGCAGGUUGCGAAUGCUGCCAACGGAGGUGGCGGUGGGGGUGACGGUGGAAACUAUGUGCAAACAUCAUCUGGAAAUGACUCCAACUCGGGCGGCUCAAGUUUCUGGACGCCCCUACAAGAUGCAGCUAGUAACCCUAUUCAGUGA